CACUGAUGUUGUAUUACGAGGCAAAAUGGUGCCCCAGAAUUGUUUCCCCUUUACCUCAGAAUCAGUGUACAGAGUGGGGUCAUUUGAGUACAACAACAGUGCACCCGUCAUUACAACAGGAUGGCCCAGUGUUACAGAAGCGACAGCUAACCAGCUCUGUACAGAUGUGAACAGCCAUCUAAAUAAUUCCUGUGGUAAUGUGGUGCCGCUCCUCCUCCCAUCGGAAGUAGAAGACUGCAAGGAGAAUAUAAGGUGGACAAACGAUCCAGGAUGGGGUUCUGUUUUGAAUGAGAUGAUAUCGCGACGAUGUUGGUUUGAGCUUGAACGGAAUACCACGUUCAGCGGAGUAGUGGCACAAGCUGUGGUCGGUCUAUGUCCUUACCUGUGUGACAACAGUCAUUGUACUGCCGGUGGAUGCGACUGUGAUCCCAGCUGCAGUUCUAACAUAGUUGAUCAGCCAACAAUCCGUGUCUUUCAACCAGUGGAUGGACUGUGUAACUCUAGAACGUCUCCCUGUCAGAGUGUCCAUCUUACAGGACAUACUUUCAUUAACACAGAAAACCUAACCUGUUACCACCAGGAAAUUCAGGUUAACGAGACUGGUUAUCAGGUAUCAGGAACCUGGCAGGAGUCUCCGGUGACAUUUGUCAGUUUCUCAGAAGUCCGAUGUUCUUUACCAGCAUCCGGCAAUUACAUGGUUGCUGUUAGCAACAUAAAUUCGACCAGCAACAUCAGCAAUACUGUUCUGCAUUUGACCUAUGACCCUAUGUGUUACUCGUGUAACAUUGUUGAUGGAUCGUGUACUCAGAAGGGGGAUGUCUGUGUUAUAGAAGGUUGGUGCUACCUCAAUCUGACAUUAAAUCCCACGGACGACCAGCAGAUCUGUGCACCUGAAGUCAAUUCUACAACAUGGAGUACUCGUCCAGGUCCCUGUCUGACAUCACCACUUCAGUGGACCGUUCACAAUUCCUCUGCUAUGGCGUUUUACAACCUCAACACAUCCACCAGUAUAGGCAGUCUGGAGGAAUGCCAGGGUGUCUGUUCAACAUUCGACGGCUCCUUCCAGUGUCGCUCCCUCGACUACGACUCAUCCACAUCUGUGUGUAAUCUGUCGCCGUAUCAGGUCGCUGAUGUGACAGCCUAUGUUGACGUCGGAGGAUUUGACAGCAAGUGGACUUAUUCUGAAUGGCAGUGUACUGAUGACCGUUGUCCUGGACAGUAUGUGGAGUGGAAAAAAUGGCCACAUAAGAUGAGAUUCCAACAACAGAGCAACAACGUACAUAUGGGCGUCUGGACCGUUGACCACUGUCAGGUACUGUGUGACGCCAACUCAAACUGUACAGAUAUUGUAUUCAGCAAAUCAGCCGGACUCUGUGCCCUCAAUGACCUGUCACUAAGCAACCAGAAGGGUGAUGGAUCAUUGUACUCGACCUGGGAAUACCAUUACCGCACCUGUGUAGACCGAUUACUACCAGGGCCUUCAGUCGACAAUAUUACAUUACUGACAUCCUUCAAAGGACCAGGAAAUGAUAGUUUUAUGUGCACUUUCCCAUCGGUCGUUACGGAAUUGGAUGUCAUUUAUGACGUGCUGUGGAAGGUGGAUGGAGUUCAGUUGUACGAAGACACUCUGAAGGACAAUGAGACAGAGUCAAUGGUACCAACACAGUAUGCCAAUAGCCUCGCAGAUGGGUCUGUGCUCCAGUGUGCCGUCAGUGCCUGUUACUAUGGUAACUGUGAAAUGACCAGAGGAACUCUUGUUAAGUCGGAACCCUAUACCGCAACUAUCAAGAUAAGUGGAGGAGCAGAAGCCAUGUUUUUGUUUGAGGGAGAAGACCCUAAAUUGUUCACUGUAGAUGUGACAGCCCCUCCCUACGUCCUGUGUAGAAACAGGAAUCUUACUUCAUCUAAUGACUGUUCUGUUAGACUGAGUACAACUGUGGUCAGCACCGAUAACAACAACCUUACCUGUGUUGAUGGUACCGUCGUACAACAGGUUUCAUCCCGUAUGUAUAAAAGGGGAGAGAGAGACCCUGUGGCAUUUUGUAUGGUAAACAUCACCAAUGACAACUGGAUGACUGCCAGGUAUAACCUAGAGGUCAAGGCUACACUGGAUAACUUAAUCGACGGGAAUUACUCAGAAAAGAUUUCAUUGGAUGCGGAUUAUUUCGUCAGUGGCAGCAUGGAACAGGCAAAAAUUCUCAAGAUGGAAUCGCAGCUGACAGUAGUUAACAGGGAUCGGACCGGUCUGUGUGUUUCUGUCAACGAUCCUCACAUUACCACCUUUGAUAACCUUCACUAUGACAACAUGCUUGAGGGCGAGUUCAUCCUCUACCAUCAUAGAACUCUACCCUACGAGGUCCGCGCAUUCUACCGACGAUGUAACGGCCGAGCAUCGUGUAACUGUGCUGUUGCUGUCCGCGCCUAUGAUGAUAUCAUCGCCAUUGACAAGUGUGGCCCUGACCAAUCAAAUACAGGAUUCUAUCCUAUGACUGUACAGAUGUUUAGGAAUGGAAUUCCCACUCCAGGACUGAGGAUCCUUAGCUUCUAUGAAGGCAGAGAAAUCUGGAUAAUAUUCCCUACCGGAACAUUGCUUAUUGUGAAGAGAAGUGUCAUUCGAGGACAGAAUUAUCUAAAUGUUUGGCUCAAGCCGUCAUCUGCAGAUUACAACAAUACUUAUGGUCUUUGUGGGACCCUUAAUGACGAUAUCUCCGAUGACUUAACACUGAAGGAUGGUACGCUCUUCUCUGGAAAUUCCGAGCGACCUGACAGUUUCUCGCUGAGUUGGAGAGUUGAUCCUGCUGACACUAUCUACAAUGGAUUCUGUCCCCCUGACGAUGCGGUUGAUGUCACUUAUUUUCACCAGGAGUUUUGUUACUGUGGAGAGACAGGAGUUGAAGUCUGUGGUAAAGGAUACGAUGUCUUUGCCUGUCCCGAUUCAGAAGCUGGGGCAGAUAUCACAGCAGAUGUUAACUCCGGGGCGUACUCCCCGACAAAAUGUCUGGCAGGAGCCAAGCUGCAAUACCCAGAAUUUGGUUAUGAUCCUUUCUACACAGUUCAGAAAAUUGAAGUUAAUGGGAGGGAUCAUGUUUUGAAUAUUUCACAGGUGGUCACCUGGCCUACAGAAAUUGGAUUUACAAGACAGAUGGUUGAGAUUAUGUGCAGGUCAGCUCUGGAACUCUCUGCAGCUGCGACCACAUGCAGGAGUGUUCAAGGUGUAAACUACGACGCCAGCUUCGAGAGCUGUAUAACUGAUAUUGGGAUCACAAAUGACGUUCGCUGGAGUUUGACUCCAGUUGAGAAUGUAAAAGAACAGUGUGAGAUUCAGGUAACCCGUAACACCAACUUGUGGGAACCAAGAGCCAACACUUCCCAUGUUGGUCCACCGCUCUCGGUCCUCAACCAGAUCUGUCUCCACGAAUGUGGUGGUGCAGGAACCUGUGUCGAAGGAAACUGUAACUGUAAUGAAGGAUUUGCCGGUCUGGACUGCUUUACAAAGCUCACAGAGGCUCCAAACAUAUUUUCUCUCAGUGGUAAUGGCCUAUGUGAUCUGCGGAGUGCUCUCUGUACCUCAGUGUCUGUGUACAGUAACAACACACUUAACCUUGAUACGCUGAGUUGUCACCUCCGUAAAAUUGAGCUGAACGAGACUUCAUUUACAGUUAUGAAUGAGACGGAAACCAUACCUGCAGUCUUUGUGUCGUUCAACGAGUUGACCUGUACACUGCCGUCAGUGGGGAGUUACGAGAUCACCAUCAGUAACAAUGGAACUCAGGCUCUGAGUAACGCAGCCUACUUCAUAGUGUAUAACUCCCUCUGUUUUACCUGUGACAUCACAAGCAAGACAUGUUCUCCAAAGAAUACUUCGUGUUUAAUAAAUGAUGUGUGUUAUGAGGCUGGCGAGUAUAACCCCUCCAAUAGUAGAGAGUUCUGUGACCCUAAAGUCAACACAUCACAAUGGCAGAUGGCAAAUGAUUCCUGUGAAAUUUUGGAUUUGACAUGGUACCAGUACAAAGGAAGUGACAUCAUGGGUAUAGCUACGGAGGACGUAGCUAGUAGCGGAGACAUCCAAAAUUGUCGUGAUGAAUGUCUGUUAAAUUAUGGACCAGAUCAGAUCUGCCAGUCCUUUACCUACAAUGCUUCCUCGGACAAUUGUACCCUUAAUCUGAAGGACACAUUGUCUUUUGGUGCUGAAACAGUGGAGACGGCCGAGUCAGAUCUGUUUGAAUGGCAGUGUCAAAACGAUCCGUGUGGAAAGCGAGGAAUAGAGUGGCAGAGAUUCCCAGGCUACACUGUCAACGGCCAUGUAACCAAGGCAGUAGAAGGGGUCACCUUGAUCAGCGAAUGUCAGCGACUUUGUCUCACCCAGACAGACUUCCUCUGUCGGUCUUUUAACAUGCAAGAUGGUCGAUGUACUUUGAUGAAUUUAACAAGAUCUGAUGUUAUGACAGACUUUGUACGAUGGUCAGGGUUCAUCUACAUGGAGUGGAGAUGUACAACAGGUGAUGACUUCCCGAUAGUGAAGAGAAAUCCCAUGGUGUCUGUUGCUAUGGUUCCCGGAGAAGAUGCCAACAACCAAACAUUAAAAUGUAGUUUUAAUUCGAUCAAGUCGCUCACGAGUACAAUGGAGUACCAGGUCAGAUGGCUGAUCAAUGAUGUCAUCAUCGCAAAGGAGACAUCGUCAAAUGUGAUUGAGGACACAGCAGAGUUUUACCUUGAUAGAAGUUACCUUAAAAAUUUACCAUUCGGAACAAAACUUUCAUGUGGUGUGUCAGCUUGUGUACAAGGCAAAUGUAAUGAAACUCGAGGAGCGUUCAGACAGAGUGUACCGAUCAUGAUCGCUGUUCAGAUUUUAUCGGCCUCAACUUUGACAGUUAAGGAAGGUGAAGAAGGAGAGGAAAUAAUGACACGUUUGACCGUUCCUCCGUCAUUCUUGUGUGCAUUGACCGUCUCCCCCAUGGACUGCCAUGUUUACAUCUAUGCUUCCGUUAACAAGUCUGAGGGUGACAUCACAUGCUCUGACCGGUCAACUGUACAACAGCUGGUCAUCGGCUCCGGUGACAAUAUUCAGGACCUGUCGUGUGGAGCCGUAGUUACAAUGAAUAAUUGGAGACGGACUCACAGAAUAAUGGUGGGAGCCAAAGUUGACGGAAUCUAUGAUGGCGAUCAGACACGAGCAGUUCAUAUCUCCGGACAUGUAUUGGAGAACGGACAGGUAAUGGAAUCGCUUGAGUUUGAGACUUUGGAGGUGACCGCUGUUGAUAUGGACCAUCCUGGGCUCUGUUCAUCAGUUAACAGUCCUCACAUUACAACAUUUGAUGGCAGUUACUACACCAACUUCUAUGAGGGAGAAUUCGUCCUGUACCAACACACAGAACUACAGUAUGCUGUUCAUGUGCUGUACAGACGAUGCAGCAAUCAGUUGACUUGUAACUGUGCUGUGGCCAUUAAACUACUGGACGAUGUUUUUGUGAUGGACAGAUGUGGCGCUAGGAAAGAUCGCAACACCAAGUGGCCAUUCUUAAUGCAUUACUAUGUCAAUGGUGAACUAACCCCUGGCUUCAGACUGCAGCAGUUGUAUGGAGGCAUCAUGUAUGAGGCCCACUUACCAACUGGCACUGUUGUAAUUGUUGGCCUCAGUGAUGUUGAUUCCUUGCAUUAUCUACAAGUCUGGAUUGAGCCUUCUAGUACAGAUUUCAACAAAACACAAGGGCUGUGUGGUACUUUUGAUGGAGAGAAGAACAAUGACCUUGAGAAGAAGGAUAAGGUGGUUUACACUGCUCCAGGACUAAGACCUGAUCCUUUCAUUCUGUCAUGGAGGGUACCACAGAACGAAAGCUUGUACAAUGGAAUCUACAGUGAUGUGAAUCCCUCGCGUUCUUUUGGGUCAUGUGACUGUGGCAGGGGAGAUAACCAGACUUGUAGUGUGAGAAUGGAUGCUGAACCAUGUCCUGUCAGCCAGUUACCGGGCUAUGACCUGACUGCAGACAUGCUUUCUAUGGUACAGCGUCCACCUGUUGGAUCUGAUGAUGAAGAUGUCCCAGAGGCCCUGAGGUUUGAGUUUGAUGACGACUUCUCACCACUGGUCUACAGCUUUCCGACAGCAUCCAAUAUAACCGAGGACAUGGCGCGUACUUACUGUCAGGAUAUGUUGACGAAAAGUCCAGUCGGACAGCUGUGUGAGAAUGUUACUGGGGUAGACAUGGGUCUGGCUGUGGAGUCCUGUGUCACCGAUAUCAGGAUCACCGAUUCCUACAACUUGACCCAUACCAUGGUGACCAAUGUCAUUGUACAGUGCCUAACAGAGGUCGGGCGUCUGGUCAAACCGUCUGAAACAAUUGCAAAUGGAAUUUGCUUUGAAAAUUGUAAUAACAGAGGAACAUGUAUAGGAGGUAUCUGUCAAUGCCAAGAAGGUUUUGGAGGGGAGGCCUGCAGGGUGAAUUUAGCAGAAGCCCCGGAGGUGUACUUCCUUGCAGGAAAUGGAUUUUGUGAUCUUGCUAGUUCCGCCUGUACAGAAGUUGUCGCUUUUGGAGAUACCUUCAUCAGAUCGAAGAACCUCACUUUCAGACUACGAGAAAUAAUGGUUAGCAAUGAUGGAACCAACUUGACACUAAGCGAAGAGAUGUAUAGGCCAGGCUUCUUCCUUACUCCUUACCAAGCAGCAGUUGCGACCCCAAAGGCGGCUAGUUACGAGAUCGCCUUAAGUAACGACAAUUCCAUCUUUAGUAACUCUCAGAUUUUCACCGUUUUCCACAGUGAAUGCCAUGUUUGUUCUGCUCCAGCCCUGUGUGUUGCUAAGCCAUUGACCUGUCUUAUUGACAACGACUGUUUCCAGUUCGGUCAGCUAAACCCUGACAACAGCUCUCAAGUGUGUAACCCAGAUGAACAUUAUGAUAAGUGGAGUAUACUUCGCCCGUAUCCUCUCAUCCGAGAUCCCCCAGUCCUCACCUAUACAUACAACAUGUCCGCUCAGCGAUUCUGGUUCCACUGCGACUAUGAACUGCCGACACAAAGGAACAACUCGAUGUUCUCGCUUGUUUGGACACUUGAUGGUCAGGUCGUUGAAACAGUCAUCUUGGAGAACAAUGUCACCGAUUCAAACAUGACACAAAAAGAUGUCGAUUUGGAUGUAUUUAAGAAUUUUACCUACGGUUCUAAGGUGCAGUGUGGAAUUAAAGCAUGCUACGAAGAUAACUGUGAUAACUCGUCCAGUCCUGUGAAGCUGAGCAACACCAUUCACGCUACUAUAACAGUGUUGACAGAAUCAGUCACUGUAACAGAGGGACAAAGAGAAAAACAUGUGAAGGUAAAAAUGGAGUUCCCUCCCUUCAUCUUCUGUAAUACCUCGUCCAUGGACAGGUGUGGAAUCCACGUAAUGGCGACAGUACAGGAAACAGAAGAGUUUGUGUGUAACGGGAUGAUAAUUCCACAACUUCGGAUCCAAAGUGCCGGUGCAAGCCCUCCCUGUGGCCUAUUGAUCGCUGGGGAGAACUGGAAUGAUGAACAUGAAUUUGAAGUUCAGGCUACAGUGGACAACCUUAAGGAUGGUGACCAGGAGAGGAGAUUACUGGUAACAUCAAGUCUUAAUGGAGAGGAUUUCACCAGUGAAGUACCUGUCCAGGUGACUGUAGAGGAUGUCAACCCAUCCGGUCUGUGCUCCUCGGUCAACGAUCCACACACCACUAGUUUUGAUGGCAGAUACUUCAACAUAUACAUAGAAGGCGAGUUUAUCUUUUACAAACACACUACAUUACCAUUUGAGGUAAGUCAUUUUUCCAUAUGA
This is a messenger RNA of Pecten maximus, 7780 nucleotides long. RefSeq lists its product as uncharacterized. The record is from RefSeq and is a predicted model, not a curated record. The transcript is spliced from 44 exons. NCBI's taxonomy places the organism in Eukaryota, Metazoa, Mollusca, Bivalvia, Pectinida, Pectinidae. Bases 26 to 7780 code for a protein of 2584 amino acids.